Molecule: messenger RNA, 3683 nt
Organism: Microbotryum saponariae
Lineage: Eukaryota; Fungi; Basidiomycota; Microbotryomycetes; Microbotryales; Microbotryaceae
Source: the annotation of a GenBank genome assembly
AUGGACAUGUCUGCUAUUCCCCUCCCUCCACCUCCGCCGCCGUCGCACGAUUCGCCACCUUCGACCUCGCUCUCGUCGUCGCUGAGGAUGAGGUCGGCGUGGCCCAACCAGCCCGCCGCGUACAGCAACGCAGGACCAUCAACAUCGUCACCUCUGUCAUCUUCACCGACCAGUUACGCCCCGGGACCGUCCAUGGCGAGCACAUCGACCUCGAACGAUGGCGCCUUCGUUCCUAGACAACCCCGACGCUCAUCCCUGCUUCCGGCGGUGCCCUCGGGCUCCGCUCCGCACCAGCAGCAACCUCCUAGCCUCAAUGCUGCUCGAGUCGGUGGCUCAACUCCUCUGGGUCAGAGAACGGCCUCCCCGUUAGCGCCGAUGGCUCCUCCUGCUGUGGCGCCCCUGAGGCUACCGACGACACCAGCUCCGAUCGCCAAUAUUGCUACAGCGUCUUCGCCCACCACAGCGCCGUUCCCGACGACAACGUCGACCAAACGCGCCAAUCCGCUCGAGGAUCUCAUCUAUACGGAGCAGACCUACGUUGAUGAUUUGGGCAUGGUGAUCAAGGUACAGUCGCAUUCUUGAAGGGAUCCGAGCCCCGCGCGUUGCUCUACAUGCUGACACGAUCGGACCUACCGGAUCCCAAUCGUAGCGCGUCGCGGCUGCGUGGUCGCCCACGAACUUACCGCCGCCGGCCCUGGUGACCGUCUUUCGGUCCAUGCAUGCCAUCUACAAAACAAACGAUUUGUUUCUGACCGUGAGUUGAUUCUGUCUAUCGACCUAUUCCGAUCAUCGUCCUACUGGCCCGCUGACCUCGCCUUCCACACCGCUCGGGCUAACAGCGACUGGUCGACAUCGGGCCGAACCCUUCCUCGCCGAGAGCGCUCGGUGACCUCUUGAUGCGAUGGGUCGACGACCUUGCACCGUCCUACACCGACUACAGCAAAGCAUGCGCGACCGAUUUCGACCUGUUCCCUCCCGUGCAAGGGAAUCCCAAACUCGGGCCGCUGCUACAGCAACUGCCCUGGCCGGACACGCUCGACGAUGAUGACGAGCUGAGUGACGCGACGCACCUCACGCUCGAUGCGCUCUUCUCUUUGCCUCACAUCCGCCUCAAGUACUACAAAAAGCUCUAUGCGAAGCUGUUGCGGUCCGCAGUUGUGGGUGGACUUCUCGUGGACGCGAAUGCCCGCUUGGACGCGCUGUUGGAAAGCUAUGAGAAGGCCAGGAAAACGAGCGUGGUCGUGCUGCACGGUGGGGUCGAACCGACGGAGGAGGCACGCAGACGGGUCAGACGGAUGACACCGCCCGCUGAUAUGACGGCCAGUACGAGCACCAGCGCGGGGAACACAGCAGCUGCACAGAAUGGGCUCCGCAGCAGCGGGGAAAGUGGGACGGUCAACACGAGCUUUGAUUCGAGGUGAGUGGCUGCCCAUCUUACAGCGGUACGGUAUCAUGGUGGGGAAGUGGAUGCUGACCCAGUCGUAUUCAUCAGCGCCCGAUCGUCGUCUGCGACGGUACAAUCGUCUGUCACGGAUGGCUCGAACAAGACACAUACGCCCGCGACGACGGUCUCCGAAGGCCCGGCUUCGCCGCGGAUACAGGAUCUCGAACGGAGAUUGAACGCAUCGAGGGCUUUGGAUAUAUUCACGAUGCUUCCCAAGGUCAGUUUGCCGCAUCGGAUCUGAAACCACCGCUGGCUGGCGGGUAGAAAAGCGCCGACGCUGACGUAUUCUUCUUUGCCUCCUCACCAGAAAUGCAAACUCCAAAUGGCGCCCCCUUCCCUACCUUUUACGCGCUCUCUUCGGAGGGCGGGCGAUGUCACCCUUUCACUCUACCCACGGUCGGAUCCGAGGGGUAACAAGGUCGUUAUCGAUCGUGCCCACCUGUUCCUCCUCACGGAUCUGUUUCUCGUCUGUCAGCGCAUGACACCGCAAGAAAGGAUAGCCAACACGGGUGGCGAUGGAGACGACUCCGACUUCUGGCUCGUCUACCCUCCGUUGGCGGGCAAGCAUCUUCGGGUCGCUCGGUCACAAAGUGCGGAACACACUCUCGAGGUCACGAUCAUGAAGAAAGAGACGUUGAUCGUCCGUUUCCGCGAUGGGCGCACUCUCGAAGAGUGGAAAGAGUCGUUCGAAGAUGCUAUUGCGUUCGGUGCGGCCCAACCUUCCUCUGCGGCUGGUUCAAACUCUGUCGCAUCGGCGAGACCGACUGCAGCUACAUCUAGCUCCGUGCCGCCCGUGCUCUCCCCGACAGCACCCUACAGCCCUCUCAGCCUUGGUCAUAUGCCCGGAGGCCUACCAGCGAAGUCGUGGAACGAGGUGCACCCGCUUCCCGUGCGGUCCCCGGCGAGCCACCAGCACGAGUUUUCGGCACAACCUCGUGGGCCGUCCCCGAUCAAUGCUGGCUAUACCACAUCUCCGAGCGCUGUGCCGUCCUUCGUGCCUCCCUCUUCGUCCCCGCCGAUAGACAGACGAUUACCGGCUAUGAACAAGCUGACGAUCGACACCUCGCGUCAGCCGACUGUGCCGGGGUAUCAACAGGAUCGCCGCGCGUUCUCGGCAGGGCCACAUCCCAGCUCUCCUGCGUCGAGGCCCCCGCCGAAUGGGUACCCCAGCCCACAGUACGCACAACCCUCUUCUUCAUCGCCCAGACACUAUGGCCUGCCCGGCUCGGCGGCAUCAACCAACUCGAUCGGUCGUUCCGUCUCUCCCUCUCCACAAUCGGCAGCGUUCCAGUCGUCGAACGGAAACCAUGUGCCUUCCCUUAAUCAACCCGGUUCUUCUUCCGCUUACUCGGGACGCCAGUCACCCUACAACGGCUCUUCACAAGGUGGAUACGCAAAUGAGUACGGGCAAGGAAGACAGCGAUCGAAUUUACCGCCGCUACCACCUAACGGCAUUCCAGAUCGGCUGGUCAAGUCGACGUCAUCUCGAUCGAAUGGAUCGUCAGCGUCGUCGGGGACGCACUACUCUUCGAACCAUCAUGAGAUCCCGCCCGUGCCCUCCAGUGCCAGGUCGUCUGCGAACGGUAGCGUCGGUGGCGACCCACGCUUCAAUAUGGGCCGAAGCCAGGACAGUUACCGCAGCGCCGACAACUAUAGCCACGGAGGGAUGCUCGGCCCACCUUCUCAUGCCGUUCAUCGCUCGAGGUCGGCCGACGGUCUGCGUGAUCCUCGCGAGUAUCUACCGUCUGCGUAUGCCGCUAGCUCUGCGCCUGGAAGUUCCUACAACGGCUUCGAUGGCCGACGCCGGGAACGCAACUCGAUGGACUUUGACCCCGACGUCGACGACGAUGAAGCCGACGCGAGUGCGGCGAUCGAACGAGCUCGGAAGGAACAGGCGUCCGUGAUCGCGCAGAUGAGGUGCAAGGUUUUCCUGCAGCACGGACACGAACAAUGGAAGUCGCUCGGCACGGCCAAGCUCAAGUUGUUCCUCUCCAAACCUUCGUUGACGAAGCAACUCGUCGUCGAUUCGGACAAGAACAAGACCAUCAUCUCGACGAUCAUUUUGACCGAUGGGGUGGAGCGCGUUGGCAAGACGGGCGUCGCGAUCGAGUUGAGCAACCAGGGGGAGAAGACGGGCAUCGUGUAUAUGCUGCAGAUGAAGACGGAGCAGAGUUGCGUCGGCUUGUUCGAUCAGUUGCUCAUUGGGUCGGAUCGCGCUUCGGCGGCCAAGCGUCGGUAG